This is a messenger RNA of Calliphora vicina (urban bluebottle blowfly), 1634 nucleotides long. RefSeq names its product probable G-protein coupled receptor Mth-like 11. Gene Ontology annotation, molecular function: G protein-coupled receptor activity. The transcript has 8 exons. Lineage: Eukaryota; Metazoa; Arthropoda; Insecta; Diptera; Calliphoridae. Bases 64 to 1521 code for a protein of 485 amino acids. The record is from RefSeq and is a predicted model, not a curated record.
CGCAAUACAAUUUACCACGACUCAUUUUUUACAUUAAUAUUAAAUGAAAUAUUAAAAUAGAAUAUGAGUUUAAAACAGUUGAUAUUUAUAAUUCCAAUCAUUUUAAUGGUAAAACAUUUUCAAUGUUAUGCUAAAGAACAACAAAUUACAUCGGCCGGUGAUACCAGAAGUAAUCAAACAAUUUCGGAUGGAAUCUUUAAUUGUUCCUACGACAAUACAAUUAACAUUACCAAGAACGCUGUUUUAGCAAAUGGUUCCUAUAUUUACGAUAAUCAAACAGUUAUACCAACCCAACUGGUGGGUAAUUAUGAUUAUGAGAUUUUAUAUAAUGGCAACCGACGUAAGGUGCCACAACAUAAACGUGCCUGUAUCUGCCAACUAAAACCAUGCAUCUCCUUGUGUUCCAAUACCAUCUCGGAAACCUAUCAAUAUGUUAUAAAUAAUGCUAUGUAUGAAGCCUUGGAUAUAUUUUCUAUUGACGUAACUCUAGCCAAUAAUAGUGUUGUAAGGAAAAAUAUUGCCAAAGAUUUUGCACCCAUUAUAUUGGAAGAAUAUUGUAAAUUGUCUUACGUGCUGUCACCAGAAACGGAUGAACAUUUCGGCUGGACUUUGUUUGAGAAUGGUACUUUAUUGCGUCACAGCGAUCAGGUUCAAUUUGAAAGGACUGAAUAUUGUUUUGAUUUACACAUGCUAACUAUUGAUAGUUUUACGUAUAGUUUAAUAAAUCCCACGAUAUGUGCUACAUAUAAAAGUAGAUUGAGUUCUUUAGAGAAAUACAAUUAUUGGGCCCAAGUGCUUUCGAUAAUGUUAUUACUUUUAACAAUUAUUGGAUAUUUCUGCCAACCGGUGUUCCUACAUUUGCAGGGUAAACUUUUAAUAACAUAUGCCAGCACUUUGUCGUUGUCCUUUGCUAUUUUUAGUUUCAUAAAUCUUUCGCAAAUAACCUUUCAGCCUGUGCUCUGUUUAGUAAUGGGCUAUUUAAAUCAUUAUUUCCAAUUGUCGCACCACACUUGGUUGGCUAUUAUUUGCUAUGAUAUCUGGCGAAUAUUAACACAAAUUGAUAUACAUAAAUCAUCAUCAUAUCGUAAAUAUGCGAUGUAUGGUUAUUCUUUGCCAUUUUUGUGGACACUUCUGACAUAUUGUGCGCAAAAUCUAUACAUAAGCGAGGCCCUAAAACCGGGUAUAAGUCAAGACAGAUGUGGUUUGGAUGUUUAUAAAUGGUCUGCUGUUAUUUACCUAUAUGGACCCUGUUUAAUUACAUUGCUGUUUUGUUUAAUAUGCAUUAUUUUAACCUCAAGAAAAAUUGGAAUUAAUCAUCACAUCUUAUAUUUGCAUUUACUUCUAAUGAUGGUCGUAUUUUGGUUUUUCGAAAUUCUAUCAUUUGUAUUACAUAUGUUCAAUAUGAAGACUGCAUCCGGUAUAAUUGAUUAUAUUAAUUCACUGCAGGGAGUAUAUUUAUUUAUUACAUACAUUACACAACGAAGAGUAGGGAAUAUAAUUCCAAAAAUAUCUCGCAUAUGAUUAAAUAUGCAAACUUGUGGUUAAAAGCAAUGCUGCCAAGACUGAGGAGAGUUUAAAAACUUACUUUUGUACACAAAUAUUGAAUUUUAUAAAGUAAUGAUAAUAAAAAACAA